AUGUGGAAUAAAAUACGGAAGUUCGGGUUGGAGUACUGCGACCUGCCGUCUAUGAUAUGGAAUGUAGCCGUCUUCUUGAAGGUUCUCACACUGAAUGUGUAUGGCAAGAAGAAGACAGGUAUCCCAUUUAUCUUCUACAUAGUGGUAGUAGUGGCAGCUCUGUGCUACUUGUAUGUCUACCUGAUCUGCAUGGUGUGGUUCGUAUUCGUGAGGAGUUGGGAGACAGGAGACCUGGUUGCGGCCAUGGUGGUUCUCUCCUUGGGGAUCUCCAGCGAGAUCGGUACCCUGAAGUUGCUGUACAUGUUUUUGUAUAUUAAAGACAUUAGGAAUCUCACUGAUGCGUUCAUGGACUUUGACUCUCACAUGGUGCCAGGCAGCAGGAUGUACAUGAACCUGCUGAGGUACUUGCGCGAUGUGAAGAAGCGAGCCAUCUUUUAUUGGGCAGUGCUCAUGGGUAACGGGUGUCUCUACGUCACCAUGCCCAUGUUCCGCCCCGGCAGACACUUGACUGAAGAUAUGCUUGUGAUUUAUGGUUUAGAACCAAUGUUCGAGUCACCAAACUACGAGAUAGCAUGGUUCAUGAUGGCGGCCAGUGUUGCCACUAUAUGCUACAUAUCAGCCAAUGUCAGCGCCUACUUUAUAGUCAUCAUCGGUUACGCUGAGUCUCAAAUGCGCUCCCUCAGUGACGAAGUUACCCACGUAUGGAAAGAUGCGGAGAAACAUUUCGAAAAUUUAAACUUUGGAACCGAUCUUCAAGACGUUGAUUCAAAGAAAAUGAUAAUGAACGAACAUGUGUUUAAAAACCUGAAGUACAUUAUAAAACGACAUGCGACAAUCAAGACUCUGAUAAACCAAGUUGAGGAUGUGUGCAGUGGACCUACAGCCGUUGGAUUAACGUUCCUUCUUCUCGGUUUAAUAUCAGAACUCUUAGGAGGAUUGGAGAACACGUUUUUGCAGAUGCCCUUUGUUUUUAUGCAGGUUGGAACUGAUUGCUUUAUUGGACAGAGGAUCAUGGAUGCUGGAGAAGUAUUUGAAUGGGCGGUUUAUGAUUGUCAGUGGGAGAACUUUGAUCAUAAGAAUAUGAAGAUGAUAUUGCUAAUGCUGCAGAUUUCUCAGAAGACGCCCUCUAUUUCUGCUGGUGGUAUGACCAAGAUGAGCUUUAGGUGUUUGAUGGGAGCCAUGAGAGUCACUUAUUCAGCCUAUACUGCUUUCAGAUCUAUUAUGUAAAAAUGUUUAUGAGAAAUUAUUUAGAAAUAGAGGUUGUAGUUAUUAGA
Spodoptera litura is the source of this 1274-nucleotide messenger RNA. RefSeq lists its product as uncharacterized. Lineage: Eukaryota; Metazoa; Arthropoda; Insecta; Lepidoptera; Noctuidae. Gene Ontology annotation, biological process: sensory perception of smell; detection of chemical stimulus involved in sensory perception of smell. The record is from RefSeq and is a predicted model, not a curated record. Gene Ontology annotation, cellular component: plasma membrane. Gene Ontology annotation, molecular function: olfactory receptor activity; odorant binding.